This is a messenger RNA of Chiloscyllium plagiosum (whitespotted bambooshark), 1269 nucleotides long. The record is from RefSeq and is a predicted model, not a curated record. NCBI's taxonomy places the organism in Eukaryota, Metazoa, Chordata, Chondrichthyes, Orectolobiformes, Hemiscylliidae.
CUGGAGAAGGCACACAGCGCGUGUUCCACUGCACCAACUGCAGAGAGGCCUGAGGCCACUUACAGCCUGAAAGAUCAUCACACUGUUCCCCAACACAGCAGAAACCAUCCACGUGUUCCCUGUGUGGAGAAUUAAUCACUCAACCAGGAGAGAGUCAAGGACACCCAGGCCAUGGAGAAACUGUGGAAAUGUGUGGACUGUGGGAAAGGAUUCAAAUGUCCAUCCGAUUUGGAAAUUCAUCGCCGCAGUCACACUGGGGAGAGGCCGUUCACUUGUCCCGAGUGUGGGAAGGGAUUCACACGGUCAUCACACCUGCUGACACAUCAGCGUGUUCACACGGACAGGAGACCUUUCAAAUGUCCAAACUGCGGGAAGGUCUAUAAAAGCUCCAGGGAACUGACGCUUCACCAACAUGUUCACUCUGACGAAAGACCCUUUGUGUGCUCUCAUUGUGAGACAGGGUUCAAGCGAGCGUCUGACCUCACUGUACACCAGCGAGUUCACACCGGGGAGAGACCGUUUUCCUGCCCGGAGUGCGGGAAGAGGUUUACCACAUCGUCCAGCCUGCGGAUACACCGGCGACUUCACUCCGCAAAGCGACCGUUCACCUGCCCUGAUUGUGGAAAGGGAUUCACGAAUUCGACUGAGCUGCUGAUACACCAGCGGAUUCACACCGGGGAGAGACCGUUCUCCUGUCCCGAGUGUGGGAAAGGGUUUGCUCAGUCAUCCAUCCUGAUAAAGCACCAGCUCGUUCACACUGAGGAGAGACCUUUCAAGUGUCCGAAGUGCAGGAAAUUCUACAAAAGCUCUGCUGAACUGAUGGUCCAUCAGCGUGUUCACUCUGACGAGAGACCGUUCUCAUGCUCUCACUGCGGCACUGGGUUCAAGCGAGCGUCUGACCUCACUGUCCACCAGCGGGUUCACACCGGGGAGAGGCCGUUCUCCUGCUCGCAGUGCGGGAAGAGGUUUACUACUUCAUCCAACCUGCUGACGCACCAGCGGCUCCACUCGGUGAACAGACCAUUCACCUGCUCCGAGUGUGAAAAGGGAUUCACUAAUUCAUCCGCCCUACGCAUGCACCAGCGAGUUCACACUGGAGAGAGGCCGUUCACCUGCUCUGAAUGUGGGAAAGGAUUCACUCAGUCAGCCACCCUGCUCAGACACCAGCGGGUUCAUGUCGAUGAGAGGGAUUCUGAUUGAGACGUAUAAGAUUUUUAAAGGAUUGGACACUCUGGAGGCAGGAAGCAUGUUUCCGCUGAUGGGUGAGUC